Messenger RNA from Suillus subaureus, 198 nucleotides. RefSeq lists its product as uncharacterized. NCBI's taxonomy places the organism in Eukaryota, Fungi, Basidiomycota, Agaricomycetes, Boletales, Suillaceae. The record is from RefSeq and is a predicted model, not a curated record. The transcript has a single exon. The annotation marks the transcript as partial.
GCAUGCAUUAAAUUUCUGGGAAAAUUUCCCUGUCCAUGCUGCCUCAUUCCUCAAGACAAGAUUACUGACCUCAGGAUGAAGCUGGAUAGGCUGUGGCAUAAAAGGGAUGUACAAUUGGAUAAUCAUGCACGCAGGAGUACCAUCAAGAGAGUCCAUGAUUGGAUAUUUACCAAGGACACGCCAUUGGAAGCACUGUGA